Molecule: messenger RNA, 1618 nt
Organism: Halichondria panicea
Lineage: Eukaryota; Metazoa; Porifera; Demospongiae; Suberitida; Halichondriidae
Product: scavenger receptor cysteine-rich type 1 protein M130-like
Exons: 6
Coding region: 281-1576 (431 amino acids)
Cellular component (GO): membrane
Source: RefSeq, a predicted model, not a curated record
GUGACUUUAGUGCUCAAACUCUGCACAAAACUCAGAACUCAUUUGUAUGCGUGUUUUGCACUAGCUUUAUAAUUAUGCAUGUGUGUAUGUAUAUCUUAUUCAUGAACUGCUGCUUCAGCCUGUUUGUAUUAUAAUUAAUGUUGUGUGUCCUCCUACUGACAAAAGAAUGAAUUUGUUUACCAUGGAGACUGUUGUGUUUAUCUGACUGCAUGCUGUGCAUGUGACUUAGUUCUAUAAAUCUAAUAUCUAAUGAGCUCUGGCUGGUUUGAGAACUCACUGCAUGCAGAAGAUGCUUUCAAUAGUGGGGCUCCUAGUUUGCAUGCUAGUCACCUUUCUGCAGCAUACACAAGGUCAAAUCACUGAGAAUUUAAGGCUAGUGGACAAUGUCGGAAAGACGGGUGGCUCCUCUGGUCGACUGGAGAUACGCAUCAAUGGCCAGUGGGGAACAGUGUGUGAUAAUGGCUUCAGUACAGCAGACGCUGAAGUGGCUUGUAGGAUCUUGGUGUACAAUACUUAUAUAACUUUCGGACGUGUUGGAGAAUUAGGGUUUUCCCCGGGUACCACCUUUCAAAAUAUAUGGCUUAACAACCUCCGUUGUCUAGGAACAGAGGAUAGUCUCAACUCCUGCUCUCACAGUGGUGUAGGUAACCAUGACUGCACUCACGGUCAGGACGUGGGUCUUAAGUGUGGAGGAGAGGGAUCUCUGAGGCUUCAAGACGGUAGCAGGACACACGGUCGGCUGGAGAUUUAUCACAGUGGCCAAUGGGGGACAAUCUGUGACGAUGACUUUGAUGGCCCUGAUGCUGAUGUGGCCUGCAGACAGCUAGGCUUCAAUGAAGGAUACUGCUGGGGAACAGCUGUGGAGCAGUUCAGCAUUUCUCAAGUGUCUGAUACUGCUCCUAUCUGGUUGGAUGAUCUUCGCUGUGGUAGCAAUGAUACGACUCUCCUCGGCUGUUCCCACAAUGAACUGGGAGUGACAGACUGCACUCACUUAGAGGAUGUGGGUGUGUCCUGUGCACCACAGAACUGUGAUGGCAAUGAUAUGAGCUACAUCUACUACUACAUGUUUGGAGGCAUCGUAGUUGGUAUUCUAAUCAGUAUCUUCAUCUUCUAUCUAAUCUGCAGAGCGUGUCCAAACAAUCGCCAUCCUCCGAGACCACCCCCUCUCCCUCGUACCCACGCACACUCUCAGACACACCCACUAAGCAGGACCUCCGGCACUGACGUCACUAGAAAUGUUACUUCUCAGCACAGGGAUAGUCGACACGUACCCACUAAAACAACUUGGAUUACGCAAGCCCCUCCGGACUAUCUAAUGGUCGUGGGAUCUCCGGUUUAUAAGUUGGAGAAAUCCUUACGUCCUUCCAUCACUGUACCACCUUCUCGUCCCUCCAUUACGCUGGCACCUUCUCGUCCCCCCAUCACUCUACCUCGUCCCUCCAUCACUCCCUCCAUCACUCUACCACGUCCCUCCAUUACUUUACCACCGUUCAGGGAACAGGAGGAACAAGACUUUGAACUACCACCCUAUCCAACUGACAUGGAUGAUCUAGAUACCUUUCCGUUAAUAUUUUGAUGCUACAUAAUGAAUGUGCAUGGAUGUGAAACUUUAUAAUUA